AAUGUGGGAGAAAAGGUGGUGAAACGCUUCCGCCUAGCGGAGGUAGGUGAUAUAAGGACCGCAGGGAAGUAUCGGAUCCUCUUUCGCCCCUUCAGCGUAAAAAUGACCAAGAAGAGAAGGAAUAAUGGCCGUGCCAAGAAGGGCCGGGGACAUGUCCAGCCUAUCCGCUGCACCAACUGUGCCCGCUGUGUCCCCAAGGACAAGGCUAUUAAGAAGUUUGUCAUCCGAAACAUCGUAGAAGCAGCCGCAGUCCGAGAUAUAUCGGAAGCAAGUGUAUUUGAUUCAUAUGUGCUGCCCAAGCUCUAUGUGAAGCUUCACUAUUGUGUUAGCUGUGCCAUCCACAGCAAGGUGGUGAGGAACCGCUCCCGUGAGGCCCGGAAGGACCGUACCCCUCCACCCCGGUUCAGACCUGCUGGUGCUGCACCAAGACCACCCCCUAAACCAAUGUAAAGAGAUGAUUUGAGUGAUGUCAGUUUCUACUAUUGACUCAAUAAAUACAUUUACAGAUG
Rhineura floridana is the source of this 509-nucleotide messenger RNA. It is a transcript of the gene RPS26, whose product is annotated as ribosomal protein S26. Bases 103 to 450 code for a protein of 115 amino acids. Gene Ontology annotation, molecular function: mRNA binding; structural constituent of ribosome. The transcript has 4 exons. Gene Ontology annotation, cellular component: cytosolic small ribosomal subunit; ribosome. The record is from RefSeq and is a predicted model, not a curated record. Gene Ontology annotation, biological process: translation. NCBI's taxonomy places the organism in Eukaryota, Metazoa, Chordata, Lepidosauria, Squamata, Rhineuridae.